AUUCAAACACUUUUCCUCCGCCCCCUUUUCAGAAACAGAAACGAAAAAAAAAAUGGGCUCCUCGCUGGACACUCCGGCCAAAUGUAUCAUUUGUAGGGAGUUGACUCGAAACCCCGUUACUCUGAAGUGCAGGCACCGAUUUUGCCAGAGAUGUCUGAGUGAUUUCUGGAGCGCGGGCAGCGGGCCGUAUCGCUGUCCUUACUCGACCUGUGGGAGCGUUUACCAGAGGCUGCCGUUCGAGGUCCCCGCCAGGACCCUGGUCACCGCAAGUACAUCCAGCAACACCGAAAGCAACUCAAGUAACUCAACACUGACGAGACCCUCGCUGUUCAGGCAAGUCUGCGGGAAGAGAAAGGCCAGUGUGGCUGUACUGGAGCAAACUGGAACAAAGCGUUCACGUGUGGAAUUUCCUUGUGAAAUAUCUGAUGCUGAGCCUGCUACCACUUCUUUGUCAGAUAACUCAGGCCAGUCCACUGAUGCAGAGCCAUCCAGUAAAGAUAAAAGCCCCGAAUCAGAGCAUGCUGGUAACACGCCAUCAUCUCAUGGUAGUGACGCAGUCAGUGAUGUCCCACAAGUCAUCUCAAACCAACACGAACCAGAAGAAUUCAUUACAGUGAUCGAAUCUGACAGCUCAGAUGAAGUAGAUAUAUGUGACUCUGCUGUUCUUGUAACACCUAAGAAAGGCAGACAAAUCACUGCUUCAGAUGCAAACUCAGGCAGCUCUUCAAGUGUUUCAUCUCCAGAAAAAGAUCAGCCACCUGUCAACAAGGCAAGCCCAACAGUCAAACAUUCUGGAGACACCUCAGGAUAUCUGAGAAAUGUUGGCAUCUUUCUCAAACCAACAAGCAAAGAUACCAAUCCUGUGCUUUGCCACUACUGCCCGAGCACCGUGCAGCAGAUUGCAGUGAAGACCUGUUUGGUGUGUGGAGCAUCGAUGUGUGCUGAGCACCUUCGCCCUCACCUGGAUUCACCUGUGUUCCAGAGUCAUACUUUGGUUUCUCCCUUGGAAGAUCUUUCUCUCUGGAAGUGCCAGGAGCACCAGGAGAUGAACCGUAUCUAUUGUCGGCAGUGUGCGACUUGUGUGUGCACUGUGUGUACUGUGAUUGGCUCGCACCGUGACCAUCUCUGCAUCAGCAUCAAGGAGGCCGAGAGAGAGCUCAGGGGAAGCCUGAAAGACAAGAUCAAACAACUACAGGAAGAGGAACACCAAACAAUGCAGAGAAUGGCUGAAUUUACCCAGAUGAAAAAGAACUCCCAAGUGGUUUUAAAUGAUUCACGAGCAAGAGUGCUGCAGCAGUACGGAGCCAUAAAGGAGGCCCUGGAGCAGGAGGAGCAGUCAGCUGUUCGGUGUGUGACAGAGGAGGAGAAAAGGGUUUUAGGCAGACUGGGGGACAAACUGGAACACCUUCAGAAGGCAUUGUCAUCUAUCCAGCAUGGACUUCACAAUCUGGAGGAGCUCGCUGAUGCAAAGGGGGACAAGCAAAUCCGGGACCAGGCAUUUCUUAUUGAAUAUAGCAAGAUAACCGCAAUUGAUGUCGGGGGUUGUUCUCUGCAGUGGGACCCCCUGGAUGAAGUAGACCAGGAUCGUCUGAAAUGUUUGCAGAGGUGGACAGAGAAACGUCUGGACACCGUCGUCAUCUCAGAGCCGGGAAAAGACAGAGAUCUCUGCAGAUUGCUCUAUGGGAUCAUCCCCUCUUUGGAUCCAAAUUCAGCUCAUCCAAAGCUGCUGUUGAGUGAUAACAACCGGAGUGUGACCUACACCGAGGCACAGCAGCCCUACAUGGAACACGAGGCCCGAUUCAGCUCCUUCCCGCAGGUUCUUGGGUCACGUGCAUUGAAGGAAGGCAGCUGGUACUGGGAGGUGAUUGUGUCUGCAGACGAGGGCCGCUGGAAAGUCGGCCUCUGUGAGAGUGAGAUGGAGAGGAAGGGCCAAAAGGAUAGUGCACGUCUGGGCUUCAACGUGCACUCCUGGUGCUUGGCCUGUGCCAAGCGGAAGAUGGAAGCACUGCAUAACAAGAUAUCAGUUCCUGUGGUUGCUGAGGGUCUCCAGAGAGUGGGAGUGUUCCUCGAAUUUGACGAGGGGGUUUUAUCAUUCUUUCAUGUGACACCAGGGGGCAGUCUAGUCUUACUGCAUUGUUACAAGCACAGGUUCACUGAGCCUCUUUACCCAGCCUGGUCCAUAUCCAAAACACACUUGGCAAUCUGUGAUCUGUUCCAGUUGUAAUUCUUUGCAGGGGUAAAAAGAAAAAAAAAUUGUUUAGAUGUUAAGAUCAUCUGUUCAGGGAAAUGUUUUGAGGCGCUGUGUGUGGUUUUACCAUGAUCUGUACAUAAUGCCAAGCUUAAUCUAUGUCCUUAAAUGUGAUUUUUGCAUCACUGAUUGCAUUGGAAUUAUGCAAUGCAAGAAAUGCUGUUUACAGCACAUGUAACAUUCCAGAUGUUAAUCGCAUAUCUUCUGAAUUAUGACUUUUACUAGGUGCAGGUUUUAAGCUGUUUUUGUUAGACUCAUCAGGAAAAUAUUUAUCAUGACAAUUAUUUUUAAAUGUGCUUUGUCUUAAACUCCUUGUUAUCCCAUCUGUUGUUCUAUAAAAUACAGUGACAGAUUUUCUAAACAAAA
Messenger RNA from Thalassophryne amazonica, 2614 nucleotides. Its product is annotated as E3 ubiquitin/ISG15 ligase TRIM25. Gene Ontology annotation, molecular function: protein binding; zinc ion binding. The transcript has 8 exons. The record is from RefSeq and is a predicted model, not a curated record. The coding region runs from base 53 to 2224 and encodes 723 amino acids. Lineage: Eukaryota; Metazoa; Chordata; Actinopteri; Batrachoidiformes; Batrachoididae.